This is a messenger RNA of Vigna unguiculata (cowpea), 1545 nucleotides long. The record is from RefSeq and is a predicted model, not a curated record. Lineage: Eukaryota; Viridiplantae; Streptophyta; Magnoliopsida; Fabales; Fabaceae.
AUGGAAUAUGAUAAUAUUCAUGAGAGUGUCAAUGUCAAUUGCAAUGUUGUUGAUGACAGUAUCAAUAAUCAGAAAGUUAAGGAACCACCUUCAAUAAACAAUGAAAGUAAUGAUGUUGAAAAAAAGAGUAAGAAAGCUAAGACUUGUACAUCGGAAGUUUGGAAUUAUUUUUCUAAAAUUGGGGUGAAAGAUGGAAAAGAGAAGGCUAAAUGUAAUGCAUGUGGGCAAGAGUAUGUAAUUGGUGGAACUAAAAUAGGUACUUCAACAUUAUUGCGUCAUUUGAAAAAGUGUAAUGUUAGCCCAAAAUAUAAGGAUGUACAAGGAAUGAUAAUUGACAAUAUGGGAAAGUUGAGGAGUAAGGAACUUGAUCAAAAGCAUGUUCGUGAGAUUAUGACAAUGGCUAUUGUGAAACAUGUUCAAGAAGGUUUAAAAGUGGCUGAAGUUGCUUUGCAGAAAAUUAGAGAUAGCAUUAAAUAUGUGAAAGGGUCAGAGGCAAGAAAAAUAGCAUUUACAGAAUGUGUUAUUCAAGUGAGGGGUAUUGAUGCUAAGGUGGGUUUAAGGUUAGAUGUGCCUACUAGAUGGAAUUCUACUUUUCUAAUGCUUGAAAGUGGUCUUAAGUAUCGUCGUGCUUUUGGAAGUUUCACUAUACGUGAUAGAAAUUUUAAACAUUGUCCAAGCACUGAAGACUGGAAAAAGGCUGAGAGGAUGUGUGAAUUUUUAAGGUCAUUUUAUAAGAUAACCAAUUUGAUUUUGGGCACAUCUUAUCCAACAUCUAAUGAAUAUUUUAUGCAAGUGUGGAAAAUUGAGUGGUUGCUAAGGGAUACACUCAAGAGUGAUGACCCACUAAUGAAAGAUAUGGCAAAAAGAAUGAUGGAUAAAUUUGACAAGUAUUGGAGUGAAUAUAGUACCAUUUUGUCAAUUGCCAUGAUUCUUGACCCACGUAUGAAACUUGAGGCUCUUCGAUUUUAUUAUUCAAAGCUUGAUGCUUCGACUUGUGAUGAAAAACUUAAUCAUAUCAAAGGAAAGAUGUAUAAAUUGUUUGAAGAAUAUGUGAGUGUAAGGUCAAAUUCAUCUUAUGCAUCAAGUUCCCAAGUUACUUGUUCAACAGAAGAACAUAUCAACAUAGUUGAAGAUGAAGAGAUUGAUCCAUAUAAUGAAUAUAUCAAUUAUGUAAGCCAACAUGUGAAUGUAACUGGCAAGUCUGAGUUGGAUUUGUAUUUAACUGAAACACCACUUGAGCCAAAGUAUUUUCCAAAGUUGGAUGUUUUGAGUUAUUGGAAGGAUCGUCAAGAACGCUAUCCAAACCUUUGUAGAUUAGCAUGUGAGGUGUUGAGUAUUCCAAUAACAACAGUUGCUAGUGAGUCUGCAUUUAGCAUUGGUGGUCAUGUGCUCAACAAGUAUCGAUCUAAUCUUCUUCCUGACAAUGUUCAAGCACUAAUUUUAACACAAAAUUGGUUACAUGGCUUUGAAAAUAUCGAUUUUUUGUUUAGCCUUUGCUAUUCCACUUUUAGGGAUGUCACUGUCAACCAGAAGGGAGACAUUUGA